Molecule: messenger RNA, 3990 nt
Organism: Astrephomene gubernaculifera
Lineage: Eukaryota; Viridiplantae; Chlorophyta; Chlorophyceae; Chlamydomonadales; Astrephomenaceae
Source: the annotation of a GenBank genome assembly
AGCUUAAGCUCGAUGACGGUGUCACCUUUAGGAUUCAACAUCUGGUGGUAGCCGAUUUCUACAACGAAGUCUUUUCUGGGAUCACUCCGGUUCUCUUCGCACCCAGGACUUCCGGCGUGGCUGUGCUCGAGGCUUUCCAGGCGGCUUUCAUCAGCAAAGCCUGCUUUCCGGCUUCCCAUGGGGCUGCCUACCUGGGAGCUGUACGGCGCCCAGCCCUGUUCCCAGGAACGAACACCUACUCGCUGUCCUCGUCCAUUCCCAGCGACCUUAAAAACGGCAGCAACACCUGCAGCAACAGCACCCAGGCAGCUCCCAUGGAGCGGUGCUGGGCACACGUGGCCUACUGCAACGAUUUUGCUUGCAACUCCACCACGACGUCCGUCAGCGCUCCGCUUACAACGGUGCAGACAGGCUACAUGCUCCACUUGGUGGAGACCUACAUGCUGUGCGAGAAGGAGAUGUCACAGCUUUGCAUCACUACCUACAACGCUUUCGGUUGCUUGGCACUCACGUUAGGGUUCCCGUUCCCCUCUGCGCCUCCGCCUCCACCACCACCUCCACCCGCCAACGCCACCAUCGGCACCGCUAAUGGGACUAGCGGCGUCGAUUCUGGUGGCACUGCCAAUGGAACGAGCUCCGGCGGCGCCAGUAGUGACAAGGGCAGUCCCGGCUCUGAGGUCAGCAACAUUGGCAAUGGCAGCCAGCACAAGAGUGGGCGAAAUGUUGGAGCUGCUGUGGGUGGCUCUCUCGGAGGCGCGGCGCUUGUGGCCCUGCUGGUGAUGGCGGCCUUUCUGGUGGUCCGGCGCCGUCGACGGCAGCAGGCGUACCGAGACGCGGACUCUCAGGAUCAGCUGCACUCUGCUGGUGCGGAGACAACGGAGAGCCCAGGACAAUCUACUGACAGCCAUGUGGCGCUGGCCGUUCUCGGCCAUGCUAUGACUUGCGAGCGGAAGGGCGCAGCCGUGACGAAGGGCGUUGCAGAACCUGACGGCAAGGCAGCAACCCACGGAAAUGGCUGCGACACAGCGGAUAAGGGCCGGCCGCAGACGAUACUGCCACAAAAGAUGAUGGAGGCUGGCAGUUUCAGCGCCGAUUGCGGACAGAACAGCAAUGGCACGAGUGACAUCACGCCCGGUAGCGGUGUCACAACGACCAUUACCGUUACAUCCACCAGAACAGUAACUGUCACAACCACUGCAACGAACACCGGUAGCUCGCUCGACAAGUACAAGCCCGGAACUGUGUGUGUUGUCCCAGCUGCCUAUGGAGAGUCCACCGACAUGACAACAGAAACGUCAACCGACAAGCAUUCCGAGGUGCCAACUGGGGACACACUGAGGGACACUGCAACGCCCAGCACAAUUGAAAACGCAGCUACAACGCUUUCCAAAGGAGAUGGCGAUGGUGAAGAAAAAGACGAGGGCGAAGCAGCCCUGCAGGAGCUCCACGUCGUGGUUACGCCGCUAACCCCGCUGCGCGCCGACUUUGACCUCAACCCCAAUCUGGCAACAGAGGUGACCAUGCUGCCAGUUGUUCGCGGCAAAGGCAGCUUUGGAACGGUGCGUGAAGGCCGUUACGGUGGAGAGCGAGUGGCAGUGAAAGUUCUGCGUGACGCCUACAUCGCCAGCUGCGGUGCUGCCCCGGUCGCAGCAGCAGAUCCUGGAACGGCUGCUGCAGCUCCCGGCACUGCUGCUGCCGUCGGUGCAGCUGCUGCUCAGAUGCUCGCUGGUGGUGCUGCAGCCGGCGGAAAAGCAGCCAUGGCGGGUGCUGAGCUGCGUGAGGCGUUGAGGACGUUUGAGCAGGAGGUGGCAGUUCUGGGUCGUUGCAACCACCCCAAUGUCGUACGGCUGCUGGCUGCAUGCGUGCAGCCGCCGCGGACGCUUCUGGUAAUGGAGCUCAUGGAAACCAGUUUGGGCCGGCUGUUGUACGGCAGGCCAGGACAGCUGCUGCCGCUGCCCAAGGUGCUGCACAUUGGUACGGAGAUUGCGCGGGCGCUGGAGUACCUGCACCCCACCAUUGUGCACCGUGACCUAAAGCCCGACAACGUGCUGAUCAGCCAAGCUGACUCCCCUCAUCCCCAAGUCAAGGUGUCGGACUUUGGUCUGUCGCGGCUUCGCAGCACCGUCAUGCCCACCACCAACCCUGGAGCUGGAACGCCAUCCUACCUGGCACCGGAGUGCUUCGACACGAACUCUGCCGUCAUAACUCAUCAUGUCGAUAUGUACGCUUGGGCGGUGGUCGUCUGGGCUAUGUUGACUGGCCAGGAGCCGUGGAAGGGCUACAGUAUCGUUGCCAUCGCUUACAAAGUGGUCCUCCAGGACGAGAGGCUACCCCUGGCGGAGGCGGUGUCCUCGGGGCGCUGCCCGCCACGGCUGCAACGGCUGCUGGAGCGCUGUUGGAGCCGGGAGCCGGCGCGGCGGCCAGCAGCAGCUGAGGUGGUUAAGGAGAUGAUGCUAGUCGCACAGCAGCAGGCUUCGUAGCCACGUAGCUGAAAUAGACCCAUGGGUCAGCUGCAGUUGCAAUUCCUACGCCAGACAUGAGCGCCUCUCCUACGCGCGCCGUUUACUCACUUCGCACAGUUGUUAUUGCACAAGCCGUAUGCGAUGUCUGGGGUACCGGUGUGCUUCACUGAAGGCUUCCUGUCUCUCGGAUUCGCGUUUCCUUACGCGCACACUGGACGCAGUGGUCCUGUCCUCAAUUUGUCGAACUCCGAUUCCUCUACUUGUGUAAUUAAGUUGGACGUGUUAGAGAUGAUGCCAUGCGUGCCAGGCAACUCGGGCAUCGCAAAGUUUUCGUUUACUGCUUUGCUUGUUGUUAUGUGGAGGGUGCCGGGUGUAGGGGGAUUCAGGCGUGUUCCGCUCUGCUUUGGUGAAGCUUUGGUGAAUUUCGUGGAUACGACUUCGAGAGACAAGAGACAAAGACAAGAAAAAAUCGGUGUGGUAGAAUUGCGCUGUCAAGCGGAGCACAUUUCCUUUAAAUUCCUUGAAUUGCUCAAGUUGGCCGUGCUUUGGUUUCUUUAGUUGGCCACUGUGAUGGUAAGAUGUUUUAGAAUUGAAGCGGGUGAUUGCGGUACUGAAGGGACGUGACAGGAAGGGUGGCUUGGUGUUGUUUGGCGCGGUAUAGCGUUUGGUAAUUGCUGUCAAUGGGACUCCGUCUAGGCUGCUUGAAAGCUUUGACUUUGCCUGCCGAGGACAAAGGAUCAGCCAAAAACGGCUAUAACGGCCUGCUUAAACUCCUGUAGCACUGUGUUGGGAGUGCUGCUGUCGACAUUUGUAUAGUGGGGAACAUGGCCCUUCCAACGUAGUCACUGCUGGUUGGGCGGAAUCCUCCAAAGCAUGCAUCAUCUUGUUUAGGACGUGGUGUUGUUUAGCGGAAACGUGCUGCCACUGACAACGGGCGUUUCCGACUAAUUGCUUCAAGAUAUCCUGCUUGGGCAAACGCCCUUUGCAUCGUACUACUGAUGAUGGGGUGGUGGCCAAUCUCUGGGCUAGAUAUUGCGUCCCUCAACCUGCUCGUUAGCUACUGCUUCCAAUGGAAACCACCGCUGGAAGCAUAUAGCCUAACAACACUUUUUCUUGCAGCCCCAGCGGCUUGUUACUUUGUCUAGAACAUGUGGGAUGUUGGCUUAGCCUGGUUACCGUGACUUGCCUCUUGGGGGACCGCCGCCUUGGGUUUGUGAGGGGUUUUGGUCGUAUGUCUCCAACAAUCUGAUAGCAAGUGUUUUCCUGUGCACUGGUGGCGCGCCCAUGAGGUUUGUGCGCUGCAUAAGCAAUCCUAUUCGGUACGGUACGGACGAUGCUCCAUGUGGAAGAGCCCCUCAUGCAAGCUGCACGGCAGCCUUGGGGUUGUGUGCGGGUUUUGGGACGAGCAGACAUGCGAGGUAGCCAUCCAUGAGGGCAAGUAGUAUGUUUGGGAAACACCGUGGUUGUGGAUAUGAGUGGCGGAUGGAAAAUGGUAGUAGGCAGGGGGGAUAGUUUCGCCGCAAAAUGA